Molecule: messenger RNA, 954 nt
Organism: [Torrubiella] hemipterigena
Lineage: Eukaryota; Fungi; Ascomycota; Sordariomycetes; Hypocreales; Clavicipitaceae
Source: the annotation of a GenBank genome assembly
AUGAAACUUUGUCAGACUGUGCUCCUACAAGCACAAGAUCCCGCAGCGCCAAGCAAAAACAUCUGCAAACUCUUCCUCAGCCCCUUUUCUGGAACCGCCAAGUCAAUACCUGUUGAUAAUGUAAGCGAAGAAACUACCGCCACGCAGCGCGAUGAUGCCAGUGAUGCCUCAACACCUGAUAUUUCUGUGGAUUCGCCUCUGGAUGACCACACUACUGCUACUGCGGUGCGCGAUCUUCUCACCGCUGUUGCACCGACACUACGGUCUCUCGUCAUAGACAUGCCGCUCCGAAGUCUAUAUCCUGAGGAUGAUCACAACGGUGUGCGUCCGAUUCUUCGCGCUGGAUUCUCUGCUCUUACCAGUCUUGAAAACUUUGUUAGCGUCCGCGAUGAGCUGUUCCUCAGCACAACCGAAGCUCGAGACGAGCCGGAAGUUUGGGCUACGCUCUGGCCAAAGCUGCAGCGUCUCGCGCUGUACAAUCUUGACCUUGGCGCGGAGGGCAUUUGGAAUCAACUAUCAAACUUGCCCUAUUUGCAGGCAGCAGUUUUCGGACGGGCGGAUGGAUAUGGUGAGGAUAUUGACCACGAGGUAGACCAUGCAUGGCAUGCCUUGUUGGGCCUCGACGUUAAGAAAGAGUGGUUGCAAGCGAUAGAGUUGUCAAAUAAAGAUGGAAAUGUGGAGCGUGUAGGAACCAUUACACUAAUAUUUGCUGAUGUUGCGGACCUUCAACCACGGUUUGGCAAAUAUGCGGAGAGUUGGCAAACUUUGGACCCCGACGGCAACAUACAGGUUCUACUGGCAGAUGUGCCUGAGCCAGGUAGAGUGCAUGCUGCUGAUGCCGUAGGGGGGCAGGAAGCUUGCCCUAUAGAGUUAACACAGCAAUUUUUACUUAGACAUGGCUUGGACGGUACGCUAUGGGAUAAGACAGCCUGUUGGAUACGGAAAGAAGAGUAA